Messenger RNA from Fusarium redolens, 1710 nucleotides. RefSeq lists its product as uncharacterized. Lineage: Eukaryota; Fungi; Ascomycota; Sordariomycetes; Hypocreales; Nectriaceae. The record is from RefSeq and is a predicted model, not a curated record. The coding region runs from base 1 to 1710 and encodes 569 amino acids. The transcript has a single exon.
AUGGCAUUAGCAGGAAGCCACUUUGGUGGCCAAUGGGGCUCAUUCGUUGUCGCACGAGACUCCUUCAACUUGUCCAUGACAGAUCAUGUCAUCCGCACACAAGCAGAUCUCGGUGAACUCGACGAGUUCUACAACAUUGACAUGGCACCACGCCGCUACCAAGCCUUGACGACCUAUCACAAGAGUGAGCAGGAUAUUCUUAGCGAGAUUGAUUUUGAACAUCUCGAUCAAGAGGGCAAAGUGGACUAUAUCAUGCUCAACACAUACCAUACAAGACAGCUCAACAAUCUGGAUCUUCAGAAAGCUUCGAAAGAGAAAUAUGACCCCUUGUUGCCGUUUGCAGAUGAUCUUGUUGGAAUGCUGGAGGCACGCCAGGAUGUUGAUCCGAUGAAGGCCAAAGAAACAGCUGGUUUGCUGAACAACAUCACCAAGUCUAUCGCCAAAGUACAGACAAAGGUGCAAGAUGGUGGUUUCAACGUUACUGAAACAACGGGAUAUCUUGCGAGUAAAGCUAUUACCAAUCUUCUUGACCUUUUGGGCGAAUGGUUUACGUUUUACUCGACUUAUGAUCCUCUUUUCGACUUCUGGGUUACAACACCUUGGCAAGCGGCGAAUACAUCCCUGACGAGCUAUCUUGACGUCGUCCAGAAAAAUUUGGCCGGGAUGAACCAAAAUGAUGGUGAAGAUGCCAUCGUCGGUGAACCAAUCGGACGCAAAGGGCUGGAAGUUGAACUCGAAGCCGAGAUGAUUCCCUACACACCCGAAGAACUCAUCAAGAUUGGAAACCAAGAAUUCGCAUGGUGCGAAAAAGAAAUGAUCAAACAAUCCGAAGCUCUCGGCUACGGAAAAAAAUGGAAGAAAGCCCUCGAACACGUCAAAAACGACUACGUCGAGCCCGGCAAGCAAACAGAAUUCGUCCGCAACCUAGUCGUCGAAGGAAGUCUCUUUGUUACAGAACGCGAUCUCGUCACUAUCCCCCCUUUAGCAAACUCAACAUGGCGCAUGACGAUGAUCGACGCAGAACAACAGAAAGUCUCCCCUUUCUUCCUCGGCGGUCCAGUUAUUCAAGUUUCCUACCCCGUUUCAUCAAUGGAACAUGAUCUUAAACUAAUGGUCAUGCGUGGAAAUAACAAACACUUCGCUCACGCGACUGCUUUCCACGAGAUGUUCCCUGGUCAUCGAUUACAGCUCUACAUGGCAGACCGCUAUAACUCUCAUAGAAAAGAAAUCUUCGACACACCUUUCUUUGUAGAAGGUUGGGCGCUGUAUUGGGAGUUUUUGUUCUAUGCGCGAGAUGAUUUCCAUAAGUCGCCCGAGAAUAGGAUCGGUGCACUUUGGUGGCGCAUGCACCGUUGCCUGAGGAUUAUUUUCUCUCUAAAGUUUCAUUUAGGUGAGAUGACGGCUCAAGAGGCUGUUGAUUUGCUCGUUGAGAGGAUUAAUCACGAGAGGAGUACUGCUGAAGGUGAGGUGAGACGAUCUGUUGAAGGGACUUAUUCGCCGCUUUAUCAGGCUGGGUAUAUGCUUGGUGCUCUCCAGCUUUGGAAGUUGAGGGAGAUGGCGGUUGAUAGUGGGAAGAUGACGCAGAAGGAGUAUCAUGAUGCUAUUUUGAGGACUGGUGGGUUACCGAUUGAGAUGGUCAAGGCACUGAUUCUGAACGAUGAGCUGUCGAAGGAUUUCAAAGCGGGAUGGAAAUUUUACGACUUCAAUUAA